Molecule: messenger RNA, 759 nt
Organism: Penicillium canescens
Lineage: Eukaryota; Fungi; Ascomycota; Eurotiomycetes; Eurotiales; Aspergillaceae
Product: SDR family NAD(P)-dependent oxidoreductase
Exons: 2
Coding region: 1-759 (252 amino acids)
Molecular function (GO): oxidoreductase activity
Source: RefSeq, a predicted model, not a curated record
AUGUCGUCCGUUGCAGGCAAAGUCUUCAUUAUCACUGGAGGUGCAUCAGGAAUGGGCCUAGCCACAGCAAAAAUGUUGCUCAACCGGGGUGCACGCCUGGGCAUAUGUGAUACAAAGCAAGACGGACUUUCAACCCUCCUCCUUGAUCUCAACGAAGAGCAGCAAACCAGGGUGAUCACCCACACAGUCGACAUCACAAACCGAUCAGCUGUAUCGACAUUCUUGCAAUCCACAAAGAGCACAUUUGGUAAAAUCGACGGCAUUGCGAACUUCGCCGGAACUGCAGGUCACAAGCUAGGCCACCAAGAAAUCUGGGAGAUCGAUGAGAAGGAGUAUGACUUUAUCAUGGACGUCAACGUGAAAGGUCUCUUCAAUUUCCUUAGCGAAGCACUCAAACCUGGUAUGCUGCAGGAGCCAGGGAGCAUUGUUCAUGCAGCGAGUAUGUUCUCUGAGCGGGGAUUCGCUAAGGGCUCGGUGUAUAGUGCCAGCAAGCAUGCUGUGAUUGGUAUGGUUAAGAGUGCUGCCAUUGAGGGUGGUAGACGGGGUAUCCGUGUGAACAGUGUCAUGCCUGGUCCUAUUGAUACUCCUAUGCUUCGUGCGAAUGAGGAGAGUGGUGCUGAGGGUACUGCUCCGGCGGUACCGCUCGGUCGACUUGGAAGUGCAUCUGAGGUUGCAAAUGUCGUUGCUUUUCUUUUGAGUGAUGAGGCUGGAUAUGUUACGGGUGCGACUUGGGGUGUUGAUGGAGGGGCGAAUGCUUGA